Aureobasidium musti is the source of this 1836-nucleotide messenger RNA. Lineage: Eukaryota; Fungi; Ascomycota; Dothideomycetes; Dothideales; Saccotheciaceae. The record is from the annotation of a GenBank genome assembly.
AUGGAGCCGCAAUUGUCCGAGGAACACGGCGUCAGGAUCGCUGUUGAGGGAUGCGGCCACGGCACACUCCACGCAAUCUACGCAUCAAUCGAACGAGCAUGUGCUGUGAAAGGCUGGCCAGGCGUGGAUCUACUCAUCAUCGGAGGCGAUUUUCAGUCAGUACGCAAUGCACAUGAUUUACAAUGUGUCUCUAUGCCAGCAAAAUACCGCGAAAUGCAUGACUUCCACGAAUACUACUCUGGAGCUCGCAAAGCACCUUACCUAACAAUCUUCGUCGGUGGAAACCAUGAAGCCGCCAAUUAUCUCUUCGAAUUGUACUAUGGUGGCUGGGUGGCACCAAACAUCUACUACAUGGGUGCGGCUAAUGUGCUUAAACUUGGACCUUUGAGGAUUGCUGGUAUGAGCGGUAUUUGGAAAGGCUUUGACUACAANAAGCAACAUCACGAGAGACUUCCUUACAACGAGGGUGAUGUGAAAAGCAUCUAUCACGUCAGAGAACUCGAUGUGAGAAAGUUGCUCCAGAUACGCACGCAGGUUGACGUCGGCAUCUCUCAUGACUGGCCUAGAGGUGUAGAGUGGAAGGGUGAUUGGAAGAAGUUGUUCAGACAAAAGGCGCAUCUAGAAGAAGAUGCUAGGAAUGGUCAGUUGGGCAGUGUGGCUGCGACUUAUGUGAUGGACAGAUUGAGGCCGCCGUAUUGGUUCAGUGCGCAUUUGCAUUGCAAGUAUGCUGCAGUCAUUGACCAUGAAAAUCCUGGAACAGCAUCUGGUCCUUCAGCUUCUGCCAGCAAUGAAGUUGCUGCUGACGAGGUAACCAAGAAGAACUCGGACGAGAUUGACCUGGAUAUGGAUGACGAAGAAGCGCCAGCUCCGGUGCAGCCGACAAAAACACUGAUGAGAUUGACCUGGACAUGGAUGAGGAUGAGCCAGCACCAACAUCAAAGCCUAGCGAANAGUGCAGCAGUUCUGCCUGUCAACGCAGAUGAACUCGAUCUCGAGCUCGAAGACGAUACCGAACCAACGACCGCACCAGUAGCUCCAGGUCAAGGACUAGACGGCGCCCGAGUACCCAUCGCACCCUCAAUCUCCCAAGAAACCUCCACAAACGCAUCCACAGUCCCAGAAGAUCUCCGCGCUCAACUCCCAGCCUCUUUCGCAAAACCUGCUUCUCGCCCUGAAUCCACAAACCAACCAGUCUCACACCCUCCCGGCAUCACAAACACCAAGACACAUUUCUUGGCUCUGGACAAAUGUCUUCCAAACCGUGAUUUCUUGCAGGUGCUUUCUAUGCCUGCAAUUUCUGAUCCUACAGCUUCGGUCCAACGACCUUUGCAGUUAGAGUACGACACAGAAUGGCUAGCCAUCACUCGCGUCUUUGCUUCUGAAUUAACCCUCAACGGCGACCCCAACACCCGCGCACCACCAGACCUCGGCGAACAACACUACAAACCUCUAAUCUCCGCCUCCGAAACCUGGAUCAAAGAAAACGUCAAAGACAUGACCAUCCCCUCAAAUUUUNNGGAAAUCACAGCUCCGGUGUUCGAUGCUGCGGCGGGAAUUCAUGUCCAAGGUGCUCCAAGAGAGUAUACCAAUAAUCAGACCAGUGGGUUUUGUGACAUGUUGGGGAUUGCCAAUCCNUUUGAUGUUUCAGAGGGAGAGAGGGAGGAGAGGAUAAGAGUGGGACCGAGGCCGGAUGAGCAGAGAAGAGAUGGCGGGUUUAGGGGUGGUCGUGGAGGUGGUGGCAGGGGAGGAGGUAGAGGAAGGGGAAAUGGUCGUGGUGGCAGAGGUGGAAACGGAGGACGUGGAAGAGGAAGAGGUCGUGGAGGGCCUAGAUACUAG